This is a messenger RNA of Lingula anatina, 1171 nucleotides long. RefSeq names its product guanylate-binding protein 1-like. Lineage: Eukaryota; Metazoa; Brachiopoda; Lingulata; Lingulida; Lingulidae. The record is from RefSeq and is a predicted model, not a curated record. Gene Ontology annotation, molecular function: GTP binding; GTPase activity.
AACUGUUUCGCGUCUAUUUGGACAGUGUUAACCACCCGAAAAAUGUCCCCAGUCUGUCAUCCGCCUGGUCACUUACCAUGAUUAUGAUGAAACUGAAGAUAGUGGAUAACAUCGUAGCCUUCUACAAUGAAAAAAUGCAGACACUGUAUGAGGCGGCAAGCAAGAAGAAAGGGAAAGAAUCUCCCCUAGAAGAGUUCUCUGAUGAAGAUAAAAAACGGGACACUCUGAUGGAAUUGCACAGACAGGCCGUGGACAAGGCCUUGAAAGAAAUGUAUCGAAGAAUGGCAGGGUUUGGAUGCCUAGAGGAGAGAGACAGGACAGAAUACAUUGCGACAGUCCCAAAGAUGUUAGACAAGCUUGUCAAACUAGAGGAUGAAACACUCAUGUCAAAGGACCGCGACGGAAAGCCCGUAAGACACAGCGGUCCUCUCUUGGUUGGAGGGGAACUGCUCAAGUUCCGAAAACAAAAUCUCGAAUCAUCACAACGCUUCUGCGAGAAGAUCGCGGAAAAGCUCUUCAAAGAAGUUCGUGAUGACGCCAUGAAAUAUCUGUACGAUUAUUCCAUGGAGAAACUGUGUAAAAAGCUAGAUGGCGCCAGAAAGGACUACAUAUCCAAGGCCAGAGGACCAGCCAAGUACGAGGUGCUCAGAAAUAAGCUGCAAUCGGCGGAAAUGGAGGAAUUCAUUGAUAAACUAAAGGCAAUGAAGUUGUUCAGAGAGGCAGUAAUAAGGGGGCACAUAGAGCAGGAGGAUGAGCACCUAAAGAACGAACAGUCUCGCCAAAAGGUUCACGAGAUCGCGGAACACAUGGACCGAAUUAAGUGGGAGAAAGAGCGGGUGGUAGAACUCACUGGGAAAUACUAUAACAAGCUGACACAAAUGAUAAAAGAAGGUCCGGACAUCCGAGAGCAGAGAGAUAGGAACAAAACUAAGCAGUUUAUGAAAGCUGGAAUGCUGAAACAAGCUAGGGACUUGGAAGAAAUAAUGAAAAAAGAGGCCGCUGCUACCAACCCCUCGGAACAGUGCCAAUGGCUCUCGAAGGAGGCCGAAGAAGCACGGAAGAUAGAACAAAAGCUUAUUACUAUUCAGAAAGAGAAGAUAAGCAUGUUGAAAAACGGGGCUAUUCCUAAAAGAAAAGACUGCGUUAUCAUGUGAACUGAACCUUGGCAAAU